Molecule: messenger RNA, 463 nt
Organism: Saccostrea cuccullata (small rock oyster)
Lineage: Eukaryota; Metazoa; Mollusca; Bivalvia; Ostreida; Ostreidae
Product: alpha-1A adrenergic receptor-like
Exons: 1
Biological process (GO): G protein-coupled receptor signaling pathway
Cellular component (GO): membrane
Molecular function (GO): G protein-coupled receptor activity
Source: RefSeq, a predicted model, not a curated record
AUGAACCAAAGUGAGAGCCUGGUCAGCAACCAUUCUUUACCUCCCCCACCCCCCUCGCCGUCUCCCUCGUUAAUAGUGUUCCUGACCCUGCAGCAAUGCGUGUUUCUCAUGUCUUUUACCGGAAAUUUAAUUGUCAUUGUCGUGAUUCUGAAGUAUCUCAAACUCAACACGUUCAGCAACAGAAUGGUCAUCAGCUUAGCAGUUACAGACCUAGGCACAGGUUUUGCAAGCGGAAGUCAACUUAUCUACUUCCUCUUUCCAGAAAUAGACAACAAUAAAGCAUCUUGCUUUAUACGGUACCGCAUUAUUUCAAUUAUGACCACUGCUUCACAGUCUUCAUUACUGUUUUCCACUCUAGACCGUCUUGUAGCUAUCUACUUUCCGCACAGAUAUGGCGACAUUAUGAAGAAAUCACGAGGGAUCUUUUUCAUUAUUUUAGCGUGGUCCUUUGCUAUUGUUACCG